CAUUGUUAGGGAGAAGACGUCGACCUGAGGGCACACGUGCGCACGCUCCACCGUUGUCUCCAUACUUCAUGCCUGUCAUAAUCACGCAACCUUGCGCAAUAAUCGUCGUUCUGAAAACAGCUUCAAGAAAUAUUGCCAAAAGACCGUAGGACCUCCGUAGGCCCUGACCCUCUAAUCCUGUGGGCCUGUGCUUGGGCCUGAUUCGCCGCCCCACCCUCGUAUUCCAUGACGUCAAAUAAUCCAGCCCGAUCCAGCCUUGGAUCCGGAUUGACCGGAUUGACGUCGGUUGCGAGUGCCAGCACCACCGCCAGCGCCACUCAUACCACCGUCACCCACGCCGGGACGACCGGCGCUACCCCCAUCCCAGAAGGCCCAGCGGCGGCUACGGCCCAUGCCUCGGCCAGCGGCCCCGACGGAAGUCCGCCCGCCCUUCACCCGAUCUUGACAGCCACUCAAAUCGAUACGGACAUCUUGCCCGUGCUCCACGAUAUUGUCAGGACUAUCGAAAAGGAGAGUUUAGACGUGUCCCAAAAGAGCCGUGAUUCGUUGGAGGCCUCGCAAAAGGUGGCCGUAUUGCACAAGAAAUUCGAGGCCAUGCGAACCGGAAUCUACGGGCUCUCCGGCAUUGAAAACAGUCCCAAGGAACAGCUCAAACAGUUGGAGAUUCUCCGGGAACAAUUGCGCAUGAAGAAGAAGCUCAUCCACAAGUACAAAGAGCUCAACCUCAAGGUCUUUGGCUUGAGUGGCACCUACUAGACCAGCUUCACCAUCAUUGACCGCAAUCGAUCCCUCUCAUCCAUUCAUCAUGGUGUUUCGUAUCUUGUUUCGGAUGCUCAUGGGCCACCCUCAAAUGGGACCCGCCCUUAUUCAACGCCUCUCGGAGACUCGCCCUAUUCGGGGGGCGGCU
Molecule: messenger RNA, 907 nt
Organism: Tigriopus californicus
Lineage: Eukaryota; Metazoa; Arthropoda; Copepoda; Harpacticoida; Harpacticidae
Gene: MED9
Product: mediator of RNA polymerase II transcription subunit 9-like
Exons: 2
Coding region: 226-756 (176 amino acids)
Biological process (GO): regulation of transcription by RNA polymerase II
Cellular component (GO): mediator complex
Molecular function (GO): transcription coregulator activity
Source: RefSeq, a predicted model, not a curated record